CACUUCCAAUGUCCAACGAACAAGACAAAUCAAACACGUGAAGCUUUCCCGGAAAAUUUUUUCCUACACGAUUCCCGAGGCGGCCUCUGAACCAACCAAACGACUCACUCGCCGGAGCUGCUUAUCCAUCUCAUCGGCCAACAACACUUGUGAGUCCAGAGUGUGUGAGAUGAUCAAGCUGAAUUGAAUAUUACUGCCAUGGUGGGGUUUACUGUUAGAUUGGUUUUGAUGUGAAGAUAUAAAGUAGGAUGAUGAUGCAGAAAACUGAGUCUAAGAAGAGUAACAGUUCUGGUCAAUUGUUGCGUGACAUUGAGGAAAUAAGCAAAGCCCUUUACUUGCAUAAACCUCCUCCAAAGGCUUUGUUGCCUCCUCCUCCUCAUGAUUCACGGUCCAAAUCCGCUGAAAAGACCCGGUUUUCGGGCUCCAAUUCGAACCCGGCAUUUCUUAGGGAAGAUUUGUUGCAUAAGGACAAGAAGUCAUCUUCAAUUUGGAAUUGGAAGAAGCCCUUGAAGGCUCUCAGUCACAUUGGGAAUCGGAAGUUCAAUUGUUGUUUUUAUCUUCAUGUUCACGCACUUGAAGGUUUGCCUGUGAGUUUCAACAAUCUGAGCGUGUGUGUGCAUUGGAAGAGGAAGGAUGAGGUGCUUCAGACCAGUUGCUCGAUGGUCGAAGAGGGCAUGGCUGAAUUCGAUGAAACUUUGAUGCAUAGGUGUACUGUGUAUGGGAGUAGAAAUGGCCCAAACAAUUCGGUUAAAUAUGCGGAGAAGCUUUGUUUGAUCUACAUUUCUGUGAAUGGGGCACCGGGGCUUGAUAUUGGGAAGCAUUGGGUUGAUCUUACAAGGCUGUUGCCACUUACUUUUGAGGAGUUAGAGGGGGAGAAGAGCUUUGGGAAAUGGUCGACUAGCUUUAACCUUUCAGGCAAGGCUAAAGGCGGUAAGCUAAAUGUUAGUUUGGGGUUUUUGGUGACACAGGAUAAGGUUGCUAAUUUGAGUGGUAAUCCAAAUGUUCCUCAGGUUAUAGACGCUGUGCCGAAAAGGUCAAGUAGCUUGGAUACUGGUGCUAGGAGGAUGCUUCGAAGAGUUGGUAGCGUGCCAAGUAAUGUAGCCUCCAGGCCUGCCUUUUCAUCUCAGACUCUUGAUUUGAAGGUUUCUCAGGAAGUUAUGCUGACGGGAGGAUUGGAGCUUUCCAAGUCGAUUAAUUUCUUAUGUCAGAGACUUGAUGAGGGGAAGUUGGGUAGAGUAAUAGAGUCAGAUUCUGAAGAUGUGGUCCCACUCAAACCUCAGCCAGAUUUGGAUGGUUUAUCUGCUAAGGGAAUCGAAGAGUAUGAGGAUGAUAAUGAUGUUGAAUUUACCAUUGUCGAAGUUGGGACAGAAAUACCUGAGAAGGAAAAGUUGAACUCUGAUCGAGUUUCUGGUGAUGCUAAUGACGUUUCCGCAAUUGAGAAUAUCUAUGUGGAUGAUGUCAUUGAGGAUUAUGACAUAGACCUUGAUGAGAAGACUAUGAUUGUUUCAAAGGAUGUCUGUGGCAAUUAUGUGGAUGACUUCAUGGUGAAUGAAACAAAACAUGAAGAAGAUAGCAUAUGCAGAUCAAACAUGAAAGAGGUGGAGUCAGCAGAGUUGAAUCAUCCAUUUGCUUUAGAAGAGUGUCUUGAGGAGAGAGGCCACAUGGAGCUUAAGUCGACUUACAUGGCUAGUAAAACAGGUAAAAAAUCACUUAGCCUGGAUGAUGUUACUGAAUCUGUAUCAAAUGAGUUCUUAAACAUGCUGGGGAUGGAUGGUUGCUGGAGUUCUAAUAGUGAUCCAGAGUCUCCUAGAGAACUACUUUUAAGAGAGUUUGAAAAAGAGGCUCUGACUUCUGGAGAUUUAUUUUUCAAUGUUGAUUGGAAUGAAGAGCAGCCCGAAAUUGGAUCCUCUGUUUCUCCGGUUUCUUACUAUGAAGAUUAUUUUGAAAAUUCUGAUUUGUCUAUGAUUAUUCAAGCUGCUGAAGAGGAAAGCAAGAGAGAAAGUGACUUAUUAAAGAGAAGAAAAGCCACAAUCCUGGAAGGCUUGGAGACCGAAGCUUUGAUGCGAGAAUGGGGAUUAAAUGAAACGGACUUUCAGAACUCUCCACGUAUCCUUUCUGGUGGAUUUGGCAGUCCAAUUGAUCUACCCCUUGAAGAGCCACCGCUACCACCACUUGAAGUAGGCUUUGGUCCUUAUGUUCGAAUGAGGGGUGGAGGUUUUUUGCAGUCUAUGAAUCCUUCUCUUUUCAGAAAUGCUAAAAAUAGUGGGACUUUGGUCAUUCAAGUUUCUAAUCCAAUUGUAAUACCGGCAAAACUGGGUUAUGAUGUUGUGGAGAUAUUGCAGCAGUUGGCACUGGGUGGAAUUGGUAAGUUGCAUAUGCAGGUGAGCAAGCUAAUGCCUUUGGAAAAUAUAACCGGCAAGACAAUACAUCAAGUAGCAUGGGAGGCGGUACCAACCACAGUGGUCUCUGAGAGUUGUUUCAGGUUUGAGCAGAUUUUGUAUGGUGAGAGCAAGGAUGAAGGGUUUCCAUCUAGUUGGAAUUUUAAUGACCUGAGAUCAGAACUAGAAGGUGGUGAGAUGGGAUCAGACUAUGUAUCUCUAGAAUGUCUUGUUCCAUUAGCUAUAAAUAAGAUUGAAGCCCUCUCACUGGAAGGGUUAAGAAUACAGUCUCACAUGUCAGAUUCAGAGGCACCGUCAAGUAUAUAUCCUCAGUCUGGUGGGAGGAUUACAUGCCCACAUGCAAAUUGUGGUGAAAUUUUCAGGUCAGGAGUUGGAGGAGGGUUGCGAAUGUCGGAUUUUAGAGACUCUGAUGAUGAUAUUGAUGAAUUAUUGGAUCUGUCUUUAUCAUUGGAAGAGUGGUCAAGGCUAGAUGCUAAUAUUCGUGGUGAUGAAGAUCAAAGCAGAGAGCAGUUUUUGAAAAUCCUUGCUGCUCAUGAUGCCAAGUGCACAGAUUUGGUUGAUGAAAUUUUGACGGAAGACGGGAGCUGCAGUGAUUUAUCUGGUAGGAAUUGUGGAGUCUUGGGAAACAAUCUCACAAUUGCUCUCAUGGUGCAGCUUAGAGAUCCCUUUCGGAACUAUGAGCCAGUUGGUGGGCCAAUGCUUGCUCUAAUCCAAGUGGAGAGAGGUAUAACCCAUUCAAUUCGAAAAAUUCCUAGCACGGUGUUGAAUGAUAGCAACGAAAAAGAACAUGAUGUCACCAUCUUAGAGGAUAUUGAUGGCAAGGAAACAGAGAGAAAUGAAGGAGAUGAAGAAGGCAAUCCCCAGUUUAAAAUUAUCGAUGUCCAUCUUGCAGGAGUGGACACUGAGUCUGGUAACGAGCAGCUUUGGGGUACUACAACACAACUGCAAUCCGGGUCCCGAUGGUUGCUUGCUGCUGGUUUGGGUAAGGCCAUUAGUUUUCCACUUUCGAACUCAAAAGCCAUUGUGAGAUCAUCCCCAUUGGCUUCAGCGAAGUGGCAGUACAGGGAUAGUUUCUGGAGCAUCUCCUCUACUUCUCAUGUUCAGGAUACGAGAGCUGCGUGGAAAGACUUGAUUGCUCCACAUAUUCGAAACCCUAAUGUCAUAUUUUUGAAUGAAACCAUCAAGCCACACUGAACAUGUAAAUGUUAGCUUGUUUUAGUCUAUAUGAUGCAUGAUGCAUUAUUUUGUUUAUAGAGUGAAAAGAGAGGCAAAUGUUCAUUAUUUCUUUUCCUAUUCAUGUCACCCGAGCUAGUUGAUCAUGCAGUAGAUUUUUCCUACA
Molecule: messenger RNA, 3738 nt
Organism: Rosa chinensis
Lineage: Eukaryota; Viridiplantae; Streptophyta; Magnoliopsida; Rosales; Rosaceae
Product: protein PLASTID MOVEMENT IMPAIRED 1-RELATED 1
Exons: 3
Coding region: 249-3593 (1114 amino acids)
Source: RefSeq, a predicted model, not a curated record